This is a messenger RNA of Fragaria vesca subsp. vesca, 1884 nucleotides long. RefSeq lists its product as uncharacterized. The transcript is spliced from 8 exons. Bases 180 to 1559 code for a protein of 459 amino acids. Gene Ontology annotation, biological process: DNA-templated transcription. Lineage: Eukaryota; Viridiplantae; Streptophyta; Magnoliopsida; Rosales; Rosaceae. The record is from RefSeq and is a predicted model, not a curated record. Gene Ontology annotation, molecular function: chromatin binding.
UUGGGGAGAUUGUUAGGGUUUCUGGCAAGGGGAGAACUCGGAGGCAUCAUUACACUGCUUUCGAGUACGAUGGAAACCAAUACGAGCUGGAGGAUCCGGUUCUUCUAACGCCUUCUGAUAGAAGGGAGAAGCCUUAUGUGGCAAUUAUUAAGGACAUCACUCAACUCAAAGAUGGGAACAUGGUACUCUUAGGGCAGUGGUUCUAUCGUCCUGAAGAGGCAGAGAAAAAAGCUGGUGGGAACUGGCAGUCACAAGACUCAAGGGAGCUGUUCUAUAGUUUCCAUCGUGAUGAGUGUCCAGCAGAGUCUGUAAUGCAUAAAUGUGUGGUUCAUUUUGUUCCUUUGCACAAGCAGCUACCAAAGCGUAAAGAGCAUCCUGGUUUCAUUGUGCAAAAGGUGUACGACACCGAUGGGAAGAAGCUUUGGAAACUGACAGAUAGAGACUAUGAAGAGGAUAAGCAGCAUGAAAUUGACUUGCUAGUUCAGAAAACCAUGCGAAGAUUGGUAGAUCUUCCUGAUAUUGAGAUUGGAGAUCCAACUGCUAAUCAAGAUGAUCAACUGAAGAGCAAAAGAAAUUUGAUUAAAAAGAAUAUAGCACCCCUUGAUGUUUCUAGAGUGGAAGAAGCAACAACUAGGCCUGGUAAAAUUCAAAAAGUUGAAACACCUGUAAACUGUAUGGCUAAUUCGUCAGAGCACCAUCGCAUUUUAGUUGAGCAGAAUGCUCUAACCGGAGACUCACAUCGGGACAGAUGGUUGGAAAAACUUCUAAAAGAGCUACAGUUCAUAUGCAGUUCUGCUGAGAGCAUGAAUGGAGCUGAUAAAAGAAAAUCUGCUUCUGAUGAAACUGACUGCAAGUCCCCUCAUGUCGCAGGUGGACGUCAGGUUACGAAUCUCAAGGGCGGCAAAUCUUUCCUCUGGCCAGAUGAUGCUGUCUGUGCAGCUGUUUCUUUGGAGAAGGCCACACAUGACUCCCUAUCCUCAGAUUUUCAGAAGUAUAACCAAAAAGUGCGGUCGUUGUGCUACAAUCUAUCGAGACAAGCAGUCCUAGCCCGCCGUCUGCUAAGUGGAGAGUUGGAGCCUUCAACAAUACUGAACAUGUCACCAGAUGAGUUAAAGGAGGGUUUAACGGCUGAGGAGAGAGCAAUGAAGGAGCCUGAUGAGUCGGAGCGUAUGCAGAUGACUGAGACGCGUUGCACAAGAUGUUCAGAGCUUAAAGUAGGAGUGAGAAACAUCAUUCAAGCAGGACAUGGGGCUCGCUAUGAGGUUAAUUUGGAGUGUACUGCCUGUGGUAAUCAGUGGUAUGCUGCUCGAGAUGCAGUUUCUAUGCUCACUAUUGAUACACCAAGUUCAACUCAGAAUGUUGGCACAGUUCCAUCUGCCACUGCCAAAUUUGAAGAUGUUGAGAAGAAUCUGGUCAGUCCCCGUGCAUCUGACACAGCAGCAGCUACUGAAACUUUCAAAAAGACAACUGAAGCGUAUAUGCCCAUCUUGGAGGCACAAAGAUCGUUUGGUAAGUCGAAAAGGGAAGAAAACUCUGAAUCUGGAAAGAAUGCUGAGUAAAAAUGCCGCGGGCUUUAUUGUGCUAUGAGUUUAGAUAUUUAGGUGUAUUUAGCUAGGAAGUGUCCUUAGUAGACUUCUGUACAAAGUAGUAUUCUGAUGCCCUAGUUAAUCAGUGUUUCUAUCAAUGACCCUGCUGUUGCCUUAUACCUUAUCAGAGUUGUUUCCUCACAUACUAGUGGCAGUAACCCCUCCAUCGUGAGGGUUAGGAUGAAUAGUUUUACCAUGCUAAUGAUCCAAUAUACUGUAUCUGUGUAGAUUUGCAUGAUGUGAUAGUGUGCACAAGAAUAAGAUAUGUCGGUGAUGCUUCCGCACUUGUUCUCUUUUU